Cuscuta campestris is the source of this 859-nucleotide messenger RNA. The record is from the annotation of a GenBank genome assembly. Lineage: Eukaryota; Viridiplantae; Streptophyta; Magnoliopsida; Solanales; Convolvulaceae.
GAGACAUGGGGGCGCCACCGCACAAUGACAGAGUCUGUGUACCUUUCACCGGCAAUCCUUGCCGACUCUGGGUAUGCGGAAGACAUGGAGCAUGUUACUCCAUGAGACCAGGUGGGAGCGGCUCAUCAUGAUGCGAGCCGAGUCUAGCCUGCCAUUGACUAUCGAGUUAUUGUGCUCCUUAGAGGUGGAUCCAUCCUAUGGCUCGCGGACGCUGAACAUUCACGCCACCGACUCUCACACGACUCUGGCCUUCACUCUCUUGGGACAUGUGUAUCGUCUGACAGUUGGGGAGCUGGCAGGGCAUUUGGGUCGCUACACUUUGGAGGAGACGAUGGAUCAGGAAUUCCAUGAGGCACCAUUCCUUUUUCCCGAGAAUGUUGACCGGGUUGCUUUUUGGGCAGAGCACUCUUCUAACCCGGAGCUGUUUGAUGUUAUGAGCCGGGCGAGCUCGAUUUCUGUACAGCUAGUCGUUGGGGAACCAGGCGCACAUCGUCUAUGGCUUUUUGGUUACGCAACUCUUCUGGUCCCUCGUGAGUGCCGCGCCCAUUCCGCAGGUCAGAUGCUGAUGCGAGACUUAGACGUGGGCAUGCUGCGGGAUGCUCAUAUUCGUAGGAGCUUGGGAUCUAGCUCUUCUGAGAGCAACACUGCCUCAUCCUCUACACCAGUCACAUCAGGAGCAUCUUCCCAGCCCCCGUCUAGGAGGAGCCACUCGUCAUCGUCGCGCCGCCUCCCGAGCCACUACAUCCACUUCUCGAGAGGAGCCAACCCCUGAUUGGGCCUGAAGGGUCUUGGAGCAGCAGGACACCAUUAUUCGGACUAUGGCCACUAUGGAGCAGCUCCAGACAUCCCAGGCUAAGAG